Stegodyphus dumicola is the source of this 3258-nucleotide messenger RNA. RefSeq lists its product as uncharacterized. Lineage: Eukaryota; Metazoa; Arthropoda; Arachnida; Araneae; Eresidae. Gene Ontology annotation, molecular function: RNA polymerase II cis-regulatory region sequence-specific DNA binding; DNA-binding transcription factor activity, RNA polymerase II-specific. Gene Ontology annotation, cellular component: transcription regulator complex; chromatin; PcG protein complex. The record is from RefSeq and is a predicted model, not a curated record. Gene Ontology annotation, biological process: regulation of transcription by RNA polymerase II.
AUUGUUAACAAAUUAGCGCAAGAAUUACAUUUAAAGAAAUAUCAAUCUCGAUGUCUCUGUGGUUAUAUUUCAAAAAAUGUGAAUGAGGGAAAAAAAUUCUGUUGAAAAUAUAUUUUUCGAAUAGGAAAUUGUGAGGCGCCAUUUUUUAAAUGUGUUUAUGGCGUACCAAACUUGCUGUCCUGGAAAAAGUAAAUUGCUGAUGUUACGUCUGCUGGGAAGGAUAUCAAUGGAGAAUUUCUACCUCCUCAGAGAAUAAAGCUUACAUGUAAUAUAUAUAUAUAUACAUUUUGUUUUCAUUCAGUGUAUUUGAAAGUAAACAUGUAUCACCAAGAAUUACAUAAUUUAUGAGUUAAAUUAUAUGAGGAUCGGAGUAAUUAACAUCUUCUAAGCAAGAAUGCAAGUUCCCUCGGUGCUACCGGUAUUUCUUGUUAAAGAGAAAUUUAAUGUAUGUGGUGACGUACAAAUGAUUCAAAAGCAGAAUAUAUCUGUUACGUGUAAUAUGUCUCUUCCAAGUGCAAGUGAUUUAAGUAGCGAUGUUCCUAAUGCAAAUUGUUUAAGCAAUAAUGUUCCUAGUGCAAAAGAUUUUAAUAGUGAUGUUCCUAGUGAAAAUAGUUUAAGUAGUGAUGUCAAAGAAAUAAAACCUUUUGUAUGUGAAAUUUGCCAUAAAUGUAUUGCUAUAUAUUCAGUUGAAAAACCUCAUAUAUGUGAUACAUGUAAAGUUUCAAUUCAAAACAAAAAGGAUGUAAAUAGUGAUGUACUAGUUCUUGCAGAUAUGAAACCUUCUGUAUGCGAGAUGUGUCAUAAAUGUCUUGAUAUAUAUUCAACUGAAAAACCUCAUCGAUGUGAUGCAUGUAAAGUUUCAGCUCAAAGCAAAAAGAAUGUAAACAGUGAUGUACUAGUUCCUAAAGAAAAAAAAUCAUUUGUAUGUGAUGUAUGUCAAAAGCAGUGCAGUGGAAAACAGUACCUAAAUCAGCAUAUGCGUACCCACACUGAUCUCAAGCCAUAUAUGUGCACCGUGUGCCCCAGGACGUUUCGAGACAAACUUCACUUUAUUUCACAUACACGUAGCCAUACGGGGGAAAAACCUUUUGUUUGUGAAACAUGUAACAAAGCAUUUUCAGCAAAGAAUAAUUUAGUAAAGCAUAUACGCAUACACACGGGGGAGAAACCUCAUGGAUGUAGCACGUGUGACAAAUCAUUUUCGAAUAGGAGUGACUUAAAAAUGCAUAUACGGAUUCAUACAGGUGAGAAGCCAUUUAAGUGUGAAAUAUGCACCAAGGCAUUUGCUAAGCACAAUGAUUUAGUUUAUCACCGUCUCACUCACACAGGAGAGAAAUCCCACAAGUGUGAUAUCUGUGGCAAAGCAUUUGCUCUAAAAAGUAAUUUAAGAAAACAUAUCCUUAUACAUACAGGUGAAAAACCUCAUGUAUGUGAUGUGUGUCGCAGGUCAUUUACAGGCAAGAGUGACUUAAAUAGACACAUUCUCACCCAUACAGGAGAGAAACCACAUGCAUGUGAGGUAUGUGGCAGGGCAUUUGCUGGAAAAAAUGAUUUAAUGAUGCAUCUUCUCACACAUACAGGUGAGAAAUCUCAUGUAUGUGAGGUAUGUGGUAGGGCAUUUGCAUUAAAGUGCAAUUUAAGGAAGCAUAUUCAUAUACACACUGGUGAGAAACCUCACCAGUGCAGCAUAUGCAGCACUACCUUUGCUGCUAAAAAUGAUUUAAAAAGACAUAUACUUAUCCACAGUGGUGAAAAGCCUUUUAUAUGUAGUGUAUGUAACAAAGCGUUUGCAGGAAAAUAUCAAUUAAAGAAACAUAUGUGUACACAUGAAAGUAAGAAAUGUAAACAAGGCAAUCAGAAAAUGUUAUGUAAGGAGCAUGGCAUAAAUAUUAAUCAAAAACAAGAUGGUGAGAAAAACCAACAAGUUAUUGAUGGGAAGUUAGCCAGAAUACAAGCUAUUAGUGUGGAACAAGACUAUACUUACUCAAAUAAUGAAGACGGAUUAGUUAUUAAUAAGAAACUUGAAGAAGAUGUGGGUAAAAGGCAAGGCAUUGUAGGAGAAUUUAUUUAUGGACAAGAUAUUAGUGCAGAAUAAGACCGUAUAUGUAAACAAUAUAAGUGUACCUUCCUGAGCUUGAUACACUUAAUUGAGAUUUAUGUUUUCUAAUCUAUAAGCAAAAUACUGGUAGAAAAACUGGACAGUGUAGAACAAGCCUAUAAUGCAAGGACACAAGCAAGAUAUUGAUAGAGAGCAGAAUAUUGGUAUAAAAUUGAUUGAAGGUAAAGGUAUCGUCUAUGGGAUAAGACACUGGUGUCGAAAAGUGCACGAGUAUCUCCCAAAGUGAGAAACACAAGAUCUCAAAUGGAAAAUUGGUAAAGAAACUACAGAAUGAGACGUUGGUGUUGAGCAACUUUGCAGAGAAGAUAGAAAUACAGUUUUUGCUACAAAAUUAUCAAAGGGAGCAACUGCUUUAAAUCUGACCUUUUUAAAGCAAGCAUCAUGAAAUAUCGAUCUGUAGAAAAGAAAUAAAAACCUGCCUCACGAUGCAUCUGCAUCAGCUUUGGUGCCAGCCACACUGAAAGGCUAGCAUUCUUCUAUCUGACCUAAACAAUAAGUGAAGCUCCAGUAUUGCAAUGCCUAUAUGUCAUUUUAUUAGAUUUCAACUAAAAUCGAGAAAUUUGUGAAAUACAGAAUUGCCAAAGUAUCAACAUUUCUGGAUCUCAAGCUUUGUACUGUAUAUGAAAAUGUUUUAUAAAUCAAAACUUUCAGAAAAGUAGAUUGUACAAACUAGAAAAUGGUUUUAGAUUACAUUGUAUAACUAUUAUUUGCCUCUAUCAGGAAUGUGUUAAUACAGUUCAGUUUUUCAGAAAUGCAUUAUAUGUCAUGUAUUGUAAUGUAAUGCGGAAUUGUGUUUAAAAUUAUGUUACAAAUUAGCAAAAAUACCCAUAAAUAACUAUGCUUAUGUGAACAAUGUCAUAAUAAUUCUUUGAGUACACUACUUUGAGUACAUAAAUAGUGUCACUUCAGAGAAAAAAUAAAUUUUUGUAAAUGGAUACAUAAUUACUGUUUUUAAUAUUUGAUAAAUAUAACAAUAUUUGAACACAUACAAAAUUAUUUUUACUGAGGGAUGUGCAAAUAUAUUAGAAUAUUACAGGGCAUUUAUGCAAAUAUUUACUAAUGCUUUGUAAAUCAUGCUACUUAUUUAUAUCUGUGUUUAUAUGACGUAUGUUAAAAAAAUUAAAUUUCUGUUUUUGUGA